ACAAUUAGUGUCACUGUCAGUAUCAAUAAAUUAUUUCGCAUUAACUUGUGUAUGUGUUUGUGACAAUAUUGUGUGCGUGUGUGUUUCAGUGAGUCUGCAUGAGUAUAUUCUUUGUGUGUGUGUGUGUGUGUGUGAGAGAGAGAGAGAGAGAAAAAAAAAUAUUGGGUACUUGUGUUUCAGUGAGUGUGCAUGAGUGUAUUCUUUUUUUCUUGUGUGUGUGUGUGAGUGAGAGAGAAUGUGUGUACAGGUGCUUUGGUGAAUGUGCAUAAGUAUGUUCUUUUUGUCUGUCUGUGUAUGUGUGUGUACUCAUGCGCGUCUGUGUCCGACCUAUCAGACGUUUGAAUGUUCACCAUUUGUCUUUGAACGAGAGCUCCGUUACUGUUACCACCAUGCACAUGUCAGAGAGCGUGUGCGUCUCCCUUUGUGUGUGUGUGUGGCUCGAGAAUGCGUGUGAUUGUGAAUGAGAGCUUCGUCACUGCUGUGCCUGUGCACAUGGCAGAGAGUGUGCGGAGAGCAAAGCUAUGCACGUCACGCUGUCAGACACACUUGAGAGAGAGAGGCUGAGUGGGGCGGAGAGAGGGCAGAGUCAGAGAGAGCGAGGGAGGAGAGAGACGGAGGGAAGGGGAGGAGUCUGCGCACAUGGAGCUGGCCAGGGAGGGGCAGAGACACAUGGGGCUGUCAAGCCAUUUCGCCCACGAGCGCUGACCCAUGAUCAGUUUCAGUGCAAGAAUGUACUGUAUCAGGAUUGCGGCAGAUACGCUGACUCAGGAUCGGAUGCUGGGGAGGAGAAAGAGAGGAGUCAUGACUCAUGAGGGGAGUGGCUAGAACACAUAGGCGGGAAGAGAGUAGGGGUCUGCUUCAGAGAGGGUGACAAAGGAGCCUGGGUUUCAUGAAAAUAGUAUGAUAUACAUUGGUGCACUUGUGUGUGUUUAUAUGCAUGUGUGUAUAGUGGCUUUGUUUGAGAUGGUAUUUGAAAAUAUUGUGUGUAUCAUUUGUAAAAAAAAAAAAAAAUUGAAAUACUAAUAGGCAACUUUUCUUAGGUUAAAAUGUAGAAUAAUUUUGUUAGUGGUUAAAUAUUAAUGCUAUAGGUUUGUGGGGCACAAAUACUAUGCAGUCUUUAGUGUAUGUAAUGUUUUAUGGUUUGUAGUUCCAUUGACUAUAAAACCAUACCUGAUGUGUAUCCAUUAAUAUGGAUGAAUAUUAAUAUUUAACCACAUACUCACAGGUGCUCAUGUUAUUGUUUUUGGAGUGAUAAUACAGUUGAAUUCAAAGGUAUUGGGACAGUGACACAUUUUUUGUUUUGGCUCCACUCCAGCACAUUGGGUUUGAAAUAAAGCAAUGAAUAUGAGGUUAAUGUGCAGACUGUCAGUUUUAAUUUGAAGGUAUUUGCAUCCAUAUCAGGCGGUCCAUGUAGGGAAUACUUCCCUUUUUCAGCUGUCAAACAGGAUCAGGAACACUCUCCAGGAUGUAGGCAUAAGUGUGUCAAAGACUACUAUAAAGAGAGAACUACACCGGCAUAACCAGAGAGGGUUCAGUGCAAGAUGCAAACUACUGGUAAGCCCUAAGAACAGAACGGCCAGGCUUUGAACUGGUCUGACUGGCGUCAUUCAAAACAAGCUCCCGACAUCACCGCACGUUAAAGGGCAGUUUACCCAAAAAUAAAAUGAAGUGACACCUCCCCCCACCCCUCUGGAAAGGACCAGGAUGCCGAAGGAGCAAGCCUGCCUCGGGGAGCGGGUGGCCCGCUCCUCCAGCAAGAAUGCGAAAGACAAGUGCAACAGCGCCGCCCUGCUGGCCUCCCGGGGCAGAGCAGGCAUGGAAGAGGAGGCCAGUGGACGGGCCUCGCGAUGCAGCUCAGAAAAGGAUUCUGGGUAUUCUGAUACGGGGUCAGACUCACUGGAUGACCAGCGCAGCAGUUCGAGUGGGAACUGGAGGGGAGGAGGGGGCGGGGCUGGCAGCGGAGGUGGGGCCAGCAGUGGGGGCAGCACCCCUUCAUCCUGCACUGGGGAACUCACCCCCAUCUACAUUAUUAAGAACCUGGUGCUGAAACAGCCCCUGGCAGUGCAGUCCAGCUCAGAGCAGCUCCUGCCUGGUCAGCUGACCUGGGGGGGCGGGGCAGGCCACAGCUCCCAGGGCCCUGCCCAGCUCCUCUUCAUCCAGCAGCCGGGCGUGGCCAGCCCCUCCCCCCUGCAUGUCCUGAAGCCCCCGUCCCGGAAGGGGGGUGAGAGGGGGGGCAACAAGAACAGCAAGGGGACCUACCUCCCCAUCCUCAACUCCUACCCCCGCAUUGCGCCCCACCCGAGCAAGAAGACCCCCGAGCAGGGCAAGGGGGGUGGGAAGGUGAGCAUGAGCGAGGGACAGAGCUUGAGCAAGAGGGUGUGCAUGGAGGAGAGGAGAGAGGCGGUGUCCACCACCUCCCAGACGCACAAGCAGCAGCACCACCACCACAAGCAGCAGGACGGCCGACCCCACUCCCACCCGCGUGCCUCCGCCAGCAACUUCCCCCACCCCCAGCGCCACCCGUCACCCUCCCUGCCGCGCCCCCGCCACACCCGGAAGCCACCCGCCGCCUGCCCUUCCGACUCCUGCGGCCUGGGGUCCCCGUCCGUCUCCAGCUCCGAGGCGCCCGCGCCCUCCUCCCCCGAGGCCCCGCCCACCCCCGCCCCCCGCAGCCCGGCCGAAGCGCUGGCUGCGGUCCCCGGCUCCUCGGCCCGCCAGCGGCGCUUCCUCAACACGGUGGAGAUCCUGAGCCAGUCGGGGCUGCUGGACAUCACCCUGCGCACGCAGGAGCUGCUGCGGCAGAGCGCCGCCACCGAGCGCGACAUCGCCCAGCUCCGCCACCACGCCCACCUGCUGUGCCAGGCCUCCCAGGCCGGCCUCCACGCCCCCGCCGCCUGGGACAAGCUGCUGCAGGCCAUGGCCGAGUCCGGCCGCUACCCCAACCUCGGUUGCCUGGCCCUGGAGGUCGGGUCGGGAGCAGGACCGCAGCUAGCGGGGGAAGAGGCUGCCGCUGCCGCUGCCGCUGCCGCCGCCGCCAGGGGCAACGCAACCGCCAACGGGAAGAGCAGCCCGGUCGUCGCUGUCACCAUCGUCAACCGCGACAACGAAGCUACCCCGCCUUCCCCUCUCCUUGCCCCCACUCCCGACCCACCCUUAGACUACCUAGAGGAGGUGCUGCUCGUCCCCCCCAGUCAUGCCCAUGCCCCACCUUCAGCCAGGGUCCACAGGGCCAAGUCCCCCCCAGAUAUUGUCAUGCCACCAGACAGCUCCACCAGUGGCUGCCUGCUUUAACACCCACCCAGGAAAGGCCUCGGGGUCCGAGGGCCACCCCCCUCACAGAACACUAAACUCAGUGCAGCUCACUUCACUUUCUACUUUAUUGGCUCUUGGUCUGGACACUUGACUGAUGCUUGGAAGCUCUUAGAUAAUAGAGGCGUGUGAAAUUUGAAGGCAACAACAGUGACAUGACAAGUCUGUAGAGUAGAGGAGUAAGUGUAUCUGAUUGGUCCAGAGAGAGUGAACAGGUGAUCAAUGACUUACUGUGUGGUGGGGUGGAGGGCCUUACUGUAUUCACCCCCCCCCCUUUUUUAAUCUCUCUUUGUACCCCCCCCCCCUCCCCCCCCCUUCCAGACUGUUCACUGUUCACCACAGUUUUUUGGUCAGGGGCAUAACAAGGACCUAAAAAAUAUCAAGGUCACGAGACUCAGCUGGGGUGAGGGUGGGGGGUUAGGCUGCAGUAGAUUCUUUUUUCCCUUUAAUUUAGUCAUUUAAUAAAGGACAAAUUUUAGGGUGUAAAUGCUGUAGGCCUACAUAUGCCUGUAGAUUAGCCUUACAUUUCAGAAAAUCUUAAAGACCAUUGAUUCCCUUCCUAAGUGAAUUGCAACCGAUGUUCUCACGACAGAAUGAAAUUGAAUAUAGGCGUUGGAAAUGGGCAUGAAUAAAAAUACCAAGGACAUUACCUCGGUGUCAUCAAAGGUAGUUACCGCCCUGUUUUUUGCCAUGAUGGUGUCCUCCAAACCGGCCUUGUAUUCUGCCACAAAAUCCCCAACUAAGGUUUGGAUCUGCGCUGAACUCUCACAGCCGCAUCCAGGGCUUUGGCCAAGAGGGUGGAGUGUCUGGAGGUCAGAGGUCAAAGGAAAGGCCUAAAGGAUGCGAGACCCCCCCUGAAUGAAACGGUGUACUUCCGUACAGUGGACUGUAUGAAUCAAGCCAGCUCCUGUCUUGUGUAAGAGCAUCAGCAACAUCAUUUAAGGAGCUGUGGGAGUGCUGGCAUGUUUUUUAUAAACUCAAUGCAGCAAUAGUCUCUAAACCCAUAUAAACCUUGUUUGUAUUCUUUUAGCUGUGCAUCCUUUAGUGAAGACCAGAGAUUUCCAGAGACAGUCUGUGUGCCUUUUUUGCUUAUUCCUACUAUUACAGCUUAGUUUUUUUCCUUCUUUACACACCAGCAAGGAAAAGAACAAAGCCUUUGUCCCAUUGAAGACCAGAUUGUGCUCUGUAGUUAUUGUUAGGACACUACAAACUAUGAGGAGGAUAAACGCUUCAGACAGCUGUAAUUACUUACGCAGCACACGCACCCCAGAUUUAGCUGUGUAGGACAUGAAAACUGGAGUAGAGGCGCGUAGUCAUUGUGAGAGUUCGGGGGGUGGUGGGAGGGGGGGUGCAGGUGUACUACCCUUCCUGUUUCCCCAGGGGGCUUUGUCACCUAGCAACAUCACUGCCGAUGCACAUAUUUGUACACACAAACAAAACA
Anguilla rostrata (American eel) is the source of this 4750-nucleotide messenger RNA. RefSeq lists its product as uncharacterized. Lineage: Eukaryota; Metazoa; Chordata; Actinopteri; Anguilliformes; Anguillidae. The coding region runs from base 1705 to 3291 and encodes 528 amino acids. The record is from RefSeq and is a predicted model, not a curated record. Gene Ontology annotation, cellular component: nucleus. The transcript has 5 exons. Gene Ontology annotation, biological process: negative regulation of circadian rhythm; negative regulation of DNA-templated transcription.